This is a messenger RNA of Coffea eugenioides, 2215 nucleotides long. RefSeq lists its product as uncharacterized. Bases 222 to 2033 code for a protein of 603 amino acids. NCBI's taxonomy places the organism in Eukaryota, Viridiplantae, Streptophyta, Magnoliopsida, Gentianales, Rubiaceae. The record is from RefSeq and is a predicted model, not a curated record. The transcript has 11 exons.
GCCAAACUUCUAGAUCUCAAAUUUUAAAAAAAAACAUAAAAAAGAAAAAUCAGAAUAUAGAAACAAAAAUCAGGAAAAGACAAGCACAGUUCAUCGGCGAGCAGGGGAGAAAGAAGUUACCAUCUUUGCCGCCGGAACCGAUACCACCUCUCCCGUCGCAAAUCUUCACCGGAACAACACUGAUUGGGAAGAAAAUCACCUUUUAAUUGGUGAGGCACAAAAUGAGGGAGGACAGUAGCAUCUCACUUUACCGGGAUAGGCUGGAUAAGACACUUUCUUGUCAUGAUCUUACUGAUGUGGAGACACUAGGGACACUUGUUAAGGAUCAAAUUUUACGUUCAUCAGAAGUGGAGAAUGAAGAUUUUAUCAACAAUAUUGCAGAAACGAGAACCAAAGAAGUCUCACAUUUUCUUGGAAUGUUAAGCAGUGCCUCUGUGGAUGAUGUUCAGAGGUCAAAGUACAGUGAGGCCUCACAUCGUGGUUGGAAAGUGAAACAGGAUACUGAAGAAUUUCGCGUUAUGUAUAGAGAAGGACCAGAAGGCACUCCAUUUCAUACCCUACUUGUUGAAGGCUAUGUGGAUGGGCCUUUAGAUGUUUGCCUAUGCAUCUCGUGGGAGGCGGGCUUGUAUCCAAAAUGGUGGCCACAGAUUACUGUUCCAAGUUUCAAGCUCAUCUCGUCUCAGUGUCUGCAGAAGGUCAGAAUUGGUGAACAGAUAUGUUUAGUCAGACUGAAGAUUUCAUGGCCAUUGUCAACAAGGGAGGCUAUAAUCCAUUAUUUUGAGUUUGAAUACUUACGAGAUGAUCUGGUUGUGGUGCUUUUGAACUCGAUAUCUGACUUGGAAAGCAUUGAUAUAAGUUCUCAUGGUUUCACUCGAGAUGGGAUACCUGAUGCACAAGAUGUAAUCCGGAUUGAUGUGGUGGGAGGUUUUGCUCUACAGAAAGUGUCUGCAAAUAGAUCUUACGUGCGGACAAUUGCAAACAUGGAUGUUAAAUUGGAUUUCAUUCCUCCAGCACUCAUUAAUUUUGUUUCAAGGCAGAUCUUAGGAAGUGGUUUCAGGCUUUUUAAAAAGGAGGUUGCUUCAGUUGCAAAAGGUGAUGAAGAUUUUGCCAAGGCUUUGAAAGAUCCACUGUAUGCUUAUGUUGGCCAAUCCUUUUACUCAAAUGGUUUAUCUACCAAGACUCCUCAACCAGCUGAAAUGAAUAAUGAUACAUCCUGCCUGCUUAAAGAACAAUUGGAAGAGAGAGAAAAUGUCAGCAGUAGUCAAGAGAUGGUUCAUAAUCACGACUCUGCAGUUAAUUCCCAAGCUGGGGAUUCGUUUGUUGAAGAUAAAAAAUUAUAUGGUGAGAUUGAGGAGAUCAAGGAAAAUGAUAGUGAGGGAAGUCAAUGUUUGGCUGAAUUAGAUAACAAUAGUUCUAUUAAUUUGCCCACAAAUCAAAUUGAUUCUGGAUUUUCCACCGACAAUAAGAAAGUAGUUAUUCAUCCGGAGGUUGAACAAGCUUUGAGAAUAUUGGAUGAUGUAAUCUCCGUUUUCCAAGAAUGCAGACCAAAUCAUGAAACCAGGAUUUUGCCUGGCAGCCCUAAAGAAGAAUCACAAUAUUUGGAAAAUAACAAGUCCAGAGAGGCAGGAUACUCGGAGGCCAAUCGAAUCUGCAAAAAUACCGAGGUACGUGGUCAGCCAACAGAAAAGGAAGAUCCAGAAGCGAUUGGUUCAUAUGAACCCAGGAAUAGCUCUAGUAGCCAUUGUAUCAGACAUACAGGAUCCAGUACGUAUUGCAGGUAUGCCAACCAUAAUAAAAUAGCUCCAGCAUCGCAGGAUUUUUCUGGCCCUUGUGAGAUUGACCAUGCUGUUUCACUUUCAUCUCAAAAUCAGAGAAUGGAAUUAACUCUUACAGAGAAGGCAACAAAUGAUGAGGAUGUAUUCAGUCCUGAUGCCAAUGGUGUUGGCGGAGAUGAGGCGAGAAGAAGUAAGAACAGGAAAAUUCGGUUCUGCUGCCUCAGCUCUCUUUCUUGGCAGUAUCAGCUUGAAAACUAAGUAGAGCUGUCCGAUGCUGUAAUCUGUGUACCAUUUAUCAUUAAAUUAACAAAGUACUUAGCAUAAUUUUUUGUAAUUACCAGAUAAUAAUAACAGUGUAGUAUCAUUAAUUAUGAGUUUGUUGCAGAGGUUGAAAGAAAAUAGGAAAUGCACCACAAGUGGGCUACUCCUGCAGUUGCUUU